AUGAAUCUUUUCCGGGUACUGGGAGAUCUCUCCCAUCUGAUUUCGAUCCUAAUCUUACUGCACAAAAUGACCCAGACGAGCUCCUGCUCCGGCAUCUCCUUCAAAUCCCAAGCUCUCUACCUGAUAGUCUACGCAACCCGCUACGUCGACCUCUUCUGGACCUUCACUGACAGCGCCUACAACACCGUCUUUAAGCUGCUCUUCCUGGCCUCGUCCGGCUACACCAUUUACCUGAUGACGACGGCCUACAAGCCUACCCACGACCCCAACAUAGACACCUUCCGCGUCCAGUACCUGCUCGGCGGCUCCCUCCUCCUGGCCGUGCUCUUCCCCUACAAGUACACGCCCUCGGAAAUCAUGUGGACGUUCUCCAUCUGGCUGGAAUCCGUUGCCAUCCUGCCGCAGCUGUUCCUGCUGCAGAGAACCGGGGAAGCGGAAACGAUCACCACGCACUACCUCUUCGCGCUGGGCAGCUACAGGGCGCUGUACAUCCCGAACUGGAUCUAUCGGUAUUUUGCCGAGGGCCACUUUGACGUCAUCUCCGUGCUGGCUGGCAUCGUGCAGACGGUGCUGUAUUCGGAUUUCUUCUGGAUCUACUACACGAAGGUGUUGAAGGGAAAGAAGUUUGCUCUUCCGGUAUGA
Messenger RNA from Drepanopeziza brunnea f. sp. 'multigermtubi' MB_m1, 642 nucleotides. RefSeq lists its product as uncharacterized. Gene Ontology annotation, biological process: endoplasmic reticulum to Golgi vesicle-mediated transport; protein retention in ER lumen. The record is from RefSeq and is a predicted model, not a curated record. Lineage: Eukaryota; Fungi; Ascomycota; Leotiomycetes; Helotiales; Drepanopezizaceae. Gene Ontology annotation, cellular component: endoplasmic reticulum; membrane; cis-Golgi network. Gene Ontology annotation, molecular function: ER lumen protein retrieval receptor activity.